Messenger RNA from Triplophysa rosa, 4354 nucleotides. RefSeq names its product solute carrier family 4 member 5a (gene slc4a5a). Bases 51 to 3452 code for a protein of 1133 amino acids. Gene Ontology annotation, biological process: transmembrane transport; bicarbonate transport; regulation of intracellular pH. Gene Ontology annotation, cellular component: plasma membrane. Gene Ontology annotation, molecular function: sodium:bicarbonate symporter activity; monoatomic anion transmembrane transporter activity; solute:inorganic anion antiporter activity. The transcript has 26 exons. The record is from RefSeq and is a predicted model, not a curated record. Lineage: Eukaryota; Metazoa; Chordata; Actinopteri; Cypriniformes; Nemacheilidae.
UAGCAAAUCCCUUCUCAACUCUUCAUCAGUGCAUUGCAACUGACAUCAGGAUGGACCAUGAUCGAGGGGGCGGCAACAGUCGUUACCGUUAUGAAGAGGAAGAGGAUCAUCAGUCUGUCUACAUUGGUGUGCCGGUGCCCCGCGGUUACCGUCGCAAACGCAGACGGAGACGUUCGUCCAUGUCAAGUCGUGAUGCAGAUGUAGAGCGAGGACUCCGUCAUGACCAUCACGAACACUAUGAUUGCAAUGAGAGAGACCGCUAUGAUCUCGAGGCGGGAGGCCUGGAUCAACCAGAACACAGCCUGCCACAAGACAUAAACAGAAACAUGUCCCCGGCAGCAGAGCGUUUGCGAUACAUACUAGGUGAUGAUGAGGAGUCCAUGCCCACCCCCACUCUCUUCACUGAGAUGGACACGCUACAACAUGAGGGAGAUGAGCUGGAGUGGAGAGAAUCGGCUAGGUGGGUGAAGUUUGAAGAGAAGGUUGAGGAGGGAGGUGAGAGAUGGAGCAAACCCCACGUUUCCACGCUCUCUCUACACAGCCUGUUUGAACUACGUACAUGUAUACAAACAGGAACUGUGCUGCUAGAUCUGGACGGUUACUCACUACCACAGAUAGUUGAUGACAUCAUUGAGCGUCAGAUAGAGGAAGGGUUAAUUGGUCCUGAACUGAGAGAUCAAAUCAGCUUCGUCUUGCUGAGAAAACACAGACACCAGACAAAGAAGCCUAUCCAUCGCUCCUUUGCAGACUUGGGAAAGUCCGGCUCUGGAGGCACUCGGAGUACAGCGCAAACCCCGGCCGCUGGUGCGAACUUCAACCGCUCGACGGAAGAUCUGCGUAGCAAACAAGCAGCCAACUAUGGCCGGCUACGCCAUGCACAAAGCAGGAGUAUGAAUGACAUUGCAGACACCCCAAGCACAGACCAGUUGAAGAACAAAUUCAUGAAGAAAAUCCCGAGAGAUGCAGAGGCGUCUAAUGUUCUGGUGGGAGAAGUGGACUUCUUAGACAAACCCUUCGUGGCUUUCAUUCGCCUGGCUCAGGCCACAACUCUUGGGGGACUGACCGAAGUCCCAGUACCCACCAGAUUCUUGUUUGUGCUUCUUGGGCCUCCUGGUAAAGCCAAGUCUUACAAUGAGAUUGGACGUGCCAUUGCCACGCUCAUGGUGGAUGAUCUCUUCAGUGAUGUAGCAUAUAAAGCCAGGGACCGGGAAGAUCUGAUUGCAGGCAUUGAUGAGUUCCUGGAUGAGGUGAUUGUACUUCCACCUGGUGAAUGGGAUCCCAAAAUUCGCAUAGAACCUCCCAAAAAAACUCCCUCUGCUGACAAAAGAAAGUCUGUGUUUUCGCUCAAUGAGUUGGGCCAAACGAAUGGAACGGCAGGCGGUGGAGGACCCGUUGGUGAGGAUGAGGAGAUGCCUGUUCCACACGAGCUUGGAGAAGAGCUGGCGUAUACUGGGAGGUUCUGCGGCGGCCUUUUCCUUGACAUCAAGAGGAAGCUUCCCUGGUACCCGAGUGACUUCUAUGAAGGCUUCCACCUCCAGUCCAUCUCUGCAGUGCUCUUCAUCUACCUGGGCUGCAUAACCAAUGCGAUAACCUUCGGGGGCCUUCUAGGGGAUGCCACGGACAACUACCAGGGAGUGAUGGAGAGUUUUUUGGGCACUGCUUUGGCAGGAACCGUCUUCUGUUUGUUCAGUGGUCAGCCUCUCAUUAUUCUCAGCUCAACAGGCCCCAUCCUCAUCUUUGAGAAGCUGCUUUAUGAAUUCAGCAAAAAUAAUGGGAUUGAUUACAUGGAGCUUCGGCUGUGGAUCGGCAUGCACUCUUGUGUUCAGUGUUUACUGCUGGUUGCCACAGAUGCAAGUUACAUCAUAAAAUACAUGACCCGCUUUACGGAGGAAGGUUUCUCUAGCCUCAUCUCUUUUAUCUUCAUCUCUGAUGCUAUCAAGAAGAUGGCAGGAGCUUUCAAAUAUUAUCCCAUCAACACCGACUUCAAACCGGAUUACGUUACUGCUUACAAAUGCGAGUGUGUGGCUCCAGACCCGAUCCCAGCGCCAGAUAAUAGCUCUGCUCUCUUUGGUUUAAAUAUAACAGCUCUGGACUGGACUCAGUUGAGCAAAAAGGAGUGUGUGAAAUAUGGUGGCUCUCUGGUAGGGAAAACCUGCAAAUUCGUCCCAGAUCUCGCUCUCAUGUCCUUCAUUUUGUUCUUCGGGACGUACUCCAUGACAGUCACGCUGAAGAAGUUUAAGUUUAGCCGCUACUUUCCCACAAAGCUGAGAAAGUUGAUUAGUGACUUCUCCAUCUUCAUGUCCAUCAUGACGUUUGUGGGCUUGGAUAUGCUUGUUGGUCUAAAAACACCCAAACUCAUUGUGCCCACAGAGUUUAAGCCCACUCGUCCUGACCGGGGUUGGUUCGUGAUACCCUUCGGAAAGAAUCCCUGGUGGGUUUAUCUGGGAAGCUUUGUUCCUGCUCUCCUCGUCACCAUCCUCAUCUUCAUGGAUCAGCAGAUCAGCGCUGUCAUCGUCAACCGCAAGGAAAACAAGCUGAAGAAAGGAUGUGGGUAUCAUUUGGACCUGAUAUGGGUGGGCAUUUUGAUGGCAGCCUGCUCUUUUUUGGGUCUGCCGUGGUAUGUGGCUGCCACUGUCAUCUCAAUCGCCCACAUCGAUUCACUAAAGAUGGAAAGUGAAUCCAGUGCUCCUGGAGAGCAGCCGCAGUUUCUGGGUGUGAGAGAGCAGAGAUUGACAGGAAUCCUGGUCUUUGUGCUGACAGGAGUGUCUAUCUUCCUCGCCCCCAUCCUGCAGUUCAUUCCUAUGCCGGUCUUGUAUGGAGUCUUCCUCUACAUGGGUGUUGCCUCUCUCGGCGGCAUCCAGUUCUGGGACAGGAUUAAACUGAUCAUGAUGCCGGCGAAGCACCAGCCAGACUUUGCUUACCUGCGUCACGUACCGCUGAGGAGGGUCCACCUGUUUACAUUGGUGCAGAUUGUGUGUUUAGCUGUGCUCUGGACCCUUAAAUCCACAUUCCUGGCUAUUAUCUUCCCUAUCAUGAUUCUUGGUCUCAUGGUGGUGCGUAAGAUGUUGGACAUGGUUUUCUCUCAGCACGAUCUGGCAUGGGUGGAUGAUAUACUACCCGAGAAAGAAAAGAAGAAAAAGGACGAUGAAAAGAAGAACAAGAAGGACAAAAAGAAACCCAAAGGAGGGGACGACAGUGAAGAUGAUGACAAGUAUCACCAGUAUACAAACUGCUCCCCCGGUGAUUCGGACAUGGAUCGCAGCAUCACUCUACACUUGAAGAUCUCCUGUCCGUCAUCCCCGGCGAUGCCAGUGGCCAGAGGGAUGACUUGCACCGUGCCCCAGGUGAAGAUUGAGAUGGAAUCGGACUAUGACGACACAGAUAUGAACCCUAGAGGCAGACACAGGGAACACAGGGAACACAGGGACAUGAGCAGUGAAACGACGCUAUAAUGAAAAAGAUGAAGAUUGUCAGUUCUUCUGGAACUUUGAGCAAUGUGGAAUGUGAUGCAUCCUGUCUCAGCUUUAUUCAAGCUCCCAUGUUGCCAAAACACAAGUUCAUUCAACUUAUGAGGAUAAAAUGUGGAUCAGACAUCACUUUAAGAUGCAUCAGUGGAAACUAUAAUGUUGUGAUGCGGAAGGGUAAAGGCUAGGCCGAAAUGUAUGAUGUAUGCUACACAAGUGUCAAUUCAAUAUAACAGAUGUUAUUGUAAAACCAUGCAAGAGAAAAAUGUGACGGAAGAAAGAUUAUUUUCGUAAUACAAAUGUGAAUUUUGUUUAGAAUAAUAUACUGUAGAUAUUGAAUGUUUCUUGCACUUUGUAGUUAAUAAUUCAUUACAUUUAUAUAGCGCUUUUCUGCCUGGGCACUCAAAGCGCUUUUACAUGGAAAGGGGGAAUCUCCUCAACCACCACCAAGUUCUAAAACUAUUCAAGAUACCAAAAAUAUCUUGAAAUGAUGAAUAUUGUUUAUACCUGUGGGUCCAUUAGUGUUGUCUUUCAGUGUUGAAACAGUCAGCUUUUCCUUCCUUUCCCUUUCUUUUCCUGCUUUUGACACUCAAAACUCAAAGUUGGGGAAAAGAAACAACCAAAAAAUUUGCUUUGAAAUAACAAAUGAAAGCCUUGAUUUUUCUUUAGUUUAAGAAUGCUUAUGUAAAAGUGAAAUGUCUGGUUUUUUUGUGCUGUGUGGGCAUAUAUUGACACUUGCAGGGUUGUUAAUGGAAAAAUUUGAGAAAAAGAGUUUUGAGAUGCACUAAUUCCAUCACCUGACAGGUUGAAUUCUGGUUAUGGAAAUUCGAUGGACGAUAUUUAUUUAUUUAACUUUCCAUGUACAUAUGCUGUAUACCUUAGGUUGUGUA